GAGUAUGUUCUGUGAGAGGAAACAAAUUGGCACAAACUGCAGAAGGAAAAAAAGUUUUAAGAGAAGCGUAGGAGAACUUCUUGCUUCUCUAGCUGCAGUACUUCAUAAAAUGUCCAGGUACAGCAAACACUGCAUAAUAUGUAAUGGUUCUUUUAAAAUAAGGGGCAGAGUUUUUGCACGUUCUCCGAAAUUCGGAGUUCGUCAUUCUGAAUGUUUCAACCUGAGUUUGUGGGUUUAGUAUGAACAGACUCUCAUGAUGUGCUGUUUUAUUAUCUGCAUCAAAACAUGUAACUUAAACAGCUGUGCUGUAUGAUGCACAGCCAUCAUCAUGAAAAGUGCAAUUGUUCACGUAACGUAUUUAUAAAGGGUAUUUAGCUGCUGUGAUAAUAAGCACUGUACAAUCAACCAAAUGGUACAGCAGCAUGCUGUGUGCUUUUCAAAUUGUACAAAAUACACAUCUGAAUUGAGACAGAAAUAGCAACUUUAGUUAUAGCUAGAGUACAAAUGAUUCAUACAGGUGACCGAGGAGGACUUUCAGAGUUGUCAAGCUGAAAGGUGGCAGUUUAGAUUCUUCUCUUACAGGGGCUUCUGUGGAGGCAGUGUAUUGUUGCAAAAGGGUGUUUUGCUUGUGUAGGGCAGCGGCAUGUGCGUGGUAACUGCCAUGUUUUUCCUUAAUGCUUUAUGUUUUGAGUUCAGGUCCUGCUGCCUGCUAGUUCAAAUGUACUGCUGCAUCAGCAGUGUCGUGUAAGAAGCCUGCCGUUGGAGUGUUUGAAGUUCAGUCUUCCCGGGUGUCCUGAGACCACUAUUGAACUACUUCAAAUGCACAUUUUCGAAAAAUAAAUAUAAACGCAGAAGAUUUUUUUACUAGGAUUUGUCAUUAGAUUAACGAAUUAUUAACUCUGUAGAACUGGGUUUGGUUACUUAUUGAUGACUGACAGGGAUUUUAACCAAUAUAUAUUUGCAUGUCUCCAUAUGCUUAAAUGUGAUACGAACAUAGGAGAUGUCUUGCUCUUCCUUAUGCCCAUCUGAAUGAGCGAGCCUUCUCCCAGGAGCAGGGUGCAGUUCUGCACCGAUGUGACUCAAGAAUCUGCAGACACAGAACCAACUCAGGGACUGGCUCCUUAAUCACCUUAAUCUGAUUUAAAUGCAGGCUGCUGCCAAAAGGAGUGGCAGCACCCUGCCCUCGAGCUGUGUAUUCCACCUGCUAUUCGGUUGCUGGGAAGCAGCUACAGGAUUUCAGCUCUGUAUCUCUGCAUUUGAGAAAGGCUGACGUAAGGUGUUCAUGAAAACUGUUCUGAAGUAGCAAUUCUUGCUAUGUUUGUCUUCGGUAUUCUUAUACUGCUGUUCUUGAGAUCUACAACAGAUCUUUGAAUUCAUUCAACUCUGUAUUUGUUAUAGCGAACAUAACAAUUGUACUGUUCUGUUCUAACUCAGUCUUGGGCUGAGAGUCCCGAUAACGAUAAAUUCUGUAAAAAAAAAAGGGAUUUGAGCUGCAGUCUGUGAAGUUACUUUCCUGCACGGCAAGUUCAGAUUCUGCAUCUGUGCUUCCAUGUGUGUAAUUGACUUCUACUCUACAUCUUUAUUUACUGUUACAUUAAAAAAUAGCAGUAGUUACAUACGAACAAUGUGAGUCCUUUAAUGAAGAUCUUGAUGAAUCUGGGAAAUACAGAAAGCUGUUAGGUCUGCUUUGUUGGGAGUGUGAAGUGUUGGAAGCUUGUGCGCUUAGACCGUGCAGCUCUCUGAGGCAAUGUCAUGGCCUCACCAUGUUUCUCCGCUCCAUAGAGCUACUAAGAAAAAUCUUACGUUGUAGAAUACUUGAAUAGAUCCUAAUGGGAUUCUAACAACAUUUGAGUAUAACUAUUAUAAAAUUACAAGAAUGGAAUAUAAAUAGAUAAGCUGAUACACUGCUUUAACCUGGUAGGGCAUACACUGUCAUUCUUAAAUGGUGCUAGAAGCUUAUAGCUAAAAGAUCACGCCAGUCUUUGAGAUUGUAAAAGUAUUUUGAAUGUUUAAGGUCUGUUCUGAGGAUUUCUAAGUGUUCCAGAAGAUCCCUGGUCCUGACACUUGGAAGCAUUGGUCAGUUGUUACUGGAGGCUGUGUUAGUACAGAUGAAGUUUUACCCCCCUUUCCUGGUUGUGCAUGAAGCACAGCGGAAAGGCUUGAGGUACCUUUUCAAACAAAAACAUAAUGGACAAUAACCAGUAAAGAAGCAGCAGACAUCUCCUUUCUUGACCCUUUGUAUCAUGCAGCGACGGAACUUUGAUAGUUUCCCAUGUGAACGCAGAUGGUGCUGGUGGUGGUCUGGUGUUGACGUCAAAGUACUAAUCUGAUGUUCUGUUGAAAAAGGCAUCAGUCUCCGCCACUCCGUAUGGAAAGAAAGAUACUACUCAGGUGUCGAAGUCUACAAAUAGAAGAGCUCCAUCACGGUGAACUGAAGUUAUCCUAAGGAAAAAUUUCAUUGUAUGGAUUGUGUAAACUCACUGAGGCUGAAGUAAAGCUGGAAAGGAAUCCACAAGUGAAUAAAACAAGAAGUUUGGAAUUGGAUUUGGGGAAUCUGGGCUUGGAAAUGCCUCAGGAUUCCGGUAGUGCCUGUGAUGGAAGCUGUGUUGCUGCUCUUGGUGCUGUAUUCCUUCACGCAGCAAGAUUCAGCGAAGUUGUCGUCUUGCCCAGUGUGAGUGGAAUGGACCCUCCUUUUGGGGACGCCUUUCGGAGCCAUGUCUUUUCAGAGCAGACUCUGAUGAGCACGGAUCUCUUGGCAAGCAGUUCAGAUCCAGACUUCAUGUAUGAACUGGACAGAGAAAUGGACUAUCAGCAAAGCUCCAGAGACAACUUACUUUCAAUGGAGGACUGCAAAGACCUUGAGAACUUGGAGUCUUUCACAGACAUCCUGGACAAAGAGGCUGCUCUCACCUCAAAGUGGGAGCAGUGGGACACCUACUGUGAAGACUUAACUAAGUACACUAAAUUAACCAGCUGUGACAUCUGGGGAACAAAAGAGGUGGAUUACCUGGGCCUUGAUGACUUUUCAAGCCCAUACCAAGAUGAAGAGGUGAUAAGCAAAACACCAACACUUGCUCAGCUUAACAGUGAGGACUCCCAACCUGUUUCUGAUUCUCUCUAUUACCCUGAUUUGCUCCUCAGUGUAAAACAAAACCCUUUAAAUUCUUUGCUACCUGGCAAAAAAAUUGCAAACAGAGCAGCAGCCCCGGUCUGUUCCUCCAAGAACGUUCAGGCUGAGGCACCUUUGUCGGACUGUGUUCAGAAGGCAAGCAAACCUGCAACUCAGCCUGCUUCCAGUACACAAAUCAUGGUGAAGACCAAUGUGUGCAAUAAUGAAAAGGUGAACAUUCAUGUUGAAUGUAAAGACUAUGUUAAAAAGGCAAAAGUAAAGAUCAAUCCUUUACCACAGAGCAGACCAGUGCUGAGCCAGACUCAUGCUGAUGCAGCAAAGGAAAACACCUGCUAUUGUGGUGCUGUAGCAAAGAGACAAGAAAGGAAAGGAAUAGAGUCCCCACAUAGUCACAGUACACCUCCUGGUUUGCCUUUUAAAGAGACUCAAGAGCUGCUCCUCAGUCCUACCCAGGAAACUCCAGGACUUAUUGUGGGGGAGAGCAGUCUUUCUGCCAGCGCAUCAGUGUCAGAUUCUUCACAGAAGAAGGAGGAGCACAACUAUUCUCUUUUUGUAACAGACAGCUUGGGUGAACAGUCAGCCAAAGGAGACCCUGAGGAAGAUGAGGAUGAUGAUGAUGAUAUUGAAGAUGAGGACCAUGAUGAAGGAUUUGGCAGUGAGCACGAGCUGUCUGAAAAUGAUGACGAGGAAGAAGAUUAUGAGGAUGAUAAAGAUGAUGACAUCAGCGAUACUUUCUCAGAACCAGCAGUAACACUUAGUGAGUCUUCAAAGGAUACUGAAUUCUUCUCUUCUGCAUCUAGAAAUGGAGCCUUAACAACAGAAAUAAGAACUAACCUUCACCUAGAAGGCUAUGAAAAUGAUUCUGUGGAGGAUUUAAAAGAAAUGACUGCAAUAUCCUCUCGGAAAAGAGGCAAGCGAAGAUACUUCUGGGAGUACAGUGAGCAACUAACACCAUCACAACAAGAAAGAAUGCUGAGGCCAUCUGAGUGGAAUCGAGAUACAUUACCGAGUAACAUGUAUCAGAAGAACGGUCUCCAUCAUGGAAAAUAUGCAGCAAAGAAGUCACGGAGGACUGAUGUAGAAGACCUGACUCCCAACCCCAGAAAACUUCUACAGAUCGGUAAUGAACUGAGGAAGCUGAAUAAGGUGAUCAGUGACCUGACGCCAGUCAGUGAACUUCCCUUAACUGCCAGACCAAGGUCAAGAAAAGAAAAGAACAAACUGGCUUCCAGGGCUUGUAGGCUAAAAAAGAAAGCCCAGUAUGAAGCCAAUAAAGUAAAACUCUGGGGUCUCAACACGGAAUAUGAUAAUUUACUGUUUGUAAUCAACUCCAUUAAACAAGAAAUAGUCAAUCGAGUGCAGGUACCUAAAGAUGAUAGAGGAGUCAACAUGGAACAAAAGUUGAACGUACUUAUUAAAGACACUAUUGGACUACCUGUGGCUGGACAGACAUCAGAAUUUGUGAAUCAAGUAUUAGAGAAGACUGCAGAAGGAGACCCCACCGGUGGCCUUGUAGGGCUACGAAUACCAAUGUCAAAAGUUUAAGACAUUACUUCAGCUGUUUUCAUAGGUCGCGUUCUUCCUGUGUUGUCAAGUACUUCAUUGUAAAUCCCAUUCUGGUCUGCAUGUCGCUUUAGCGUUAUGUGAACACUUACAGUUAGGUUCCAUUGUUUUUAAAUAACAAUGUAGUAAAUCAAAUCAAAGCAUGAUAUAAAAUGCUUAAUAGCAUUUUUGGAGCAUAAACCAGAUAGUUUCAAAGCUCCUUUAAGCUUAAAUGCAGAGAUGAGGGUUCUUUUUAAAAUUGUUAUCUAGGACCAGAAUAUCUCACCUUUGUUUUAGGAGCAAACCCGUGGUUUUGCUAAUAAAAAUUUUUAGUAUAUGCCAGAUAUUGUGACAGGUUUAUGCUCCAAGUAAAAAUAAGAGGAAGUGGGUUUUUUUGGUAAAGCUGUCAAUUUAGGGAGCUUUUGUUUUGUUUUGUUUUUUAAUAAUUGGAUUUUCUUUUGUUGUUCUUAAAAACACAGUAAGCUUUCUUUGCAACCAUUAACUUGUACAUAGCACACAUGGCAUUAGAGCUAGUGUGCCAUAUAAGACUUUAAUUUUCUGAGCUUAAUAUAGUAUUUAAAUGUCUGUGCAAGCAAGAGAAAAAAGUCUAUUCUUUGUGCCUUGUAUUUUUGGGGGAGAGCUAUCAGUAUAAGCUGGUAAAGUUUUGUAUGAAGAAAACCCCAAGGGGAAAAACCAAGAUGUAUAGAUGGUAAGACUAUAGGUUUUAAUGUAUUUGUUCCAGCUCUUAAAAUUUUUGAAUGUAUAUAGGAAUAUGUUGAAAAUGUAGAUAUAUGCCACAGAGUCUAUGUAUUGUAUAAAAGAUGGCUCUAGAAAACUCAAUUUCGGUACUUUGGCCGGAAGAAAACAAAUACUUGCACAUUAAUGCGAUUGUUUAUUUUUGUACCAAAGACAAAUGCAACUGAUAUGGCGAACUGCCAGUCUAAGUAAAGUUUUGCACAGCUUAUAUGAUACUGUACUGAAUGUAAAAACAAAUGAAAAAAAAAAAACAAAAAAAAAAAAGAAAAAAAUUAAAGGUCAGGGUUAGGGAUCUUACUGAACUGUGAAUUUUUUUGUUUGGGUCCAAUUAUCUACAGAAGGAGCAUUCAUACCUAACAAUAUUAUUUUGCUGUUCUUGUAGUUCGCUUCCAUGGUAGAUAAGUUGGUGGCCGUUUCAAAGUCUUUAAAUCUUUUUUCUCUGCACUUACUGUAGGAGAUUUUAAUAUAUUUGGAUUUUAGUAAGCUAUUGGUAAAAUAGUUUUCGACUUCGAGAAUUUAAAAGAAAUAUUUAGCUUGUUGUAGUAUACUUCCACCAAACAACCAAAAUAUAAUUAUUUUUAUUGUAAUGUGUACAUAUGUAAAGAGAAAAAAAGAGCUACAAAUAUCUAAUUCCUUAGUUGCCACUUUUCCAGUUGAUGUAUUAUUAUGCAUGUGAUGUUUCCAAGGAUCAACACAGGCUUCAGACAAAAUGAAAAAAAUUUAUAGACUUUUAUAUUUUUGUACAGGUAUUUCAAAACUAGCUUCUUCAAACUUAUAUGUGACUUAUUCUUGUUAAUUGAGUAGUUUCUAUGAUUGAGGAAUAUUAACACACAGUUCUUAUUUGCUCUUCUGCUAAUAAGAGUUGGCUUUGUAGUCAGUGUUAACGUACAGAUUAAAAGCUUUAGCCUUUGAUGAGAAAGUCUUUAUCUGAAGGCAAGAUCAUUCUCUGGUUUCAUGGACCCCCCCCUUUUCCUCCCUGUUCUUUCUCUCCCUAUUUAAACAUGACAAAACACUGUUUACUGAAAAUAGAAAUACCAAAUAUUUUCAAAUGUAGCUGCUGAAAAAAAAAUGCAAAAGUCCAUGAAGGCUUUCUCCCCACUCCCUUUGGGGAAUUUCUCCACUUCAUUUCUAGUAUGUCUGAGUUUGUUUGUACUGUGAUUCCUUUUUUUUAUAAGUAGAUUAUUUUUAUAUCCAAGCUUGUACUAUAAAAAAAAAAAAAAUCUGAGUCGGUAGUAGUGCAGUAAGAGUGGCCGAUGAAGGUGGCGGUCCUGCACCUACUUGUGAAUGUGCACACAGCUUACUUUGUAUCUAAAUAUUUUGGAAGACUCAAAAGGGAGGAGGAGGCCAAAAUACCACUACUGAGUUGUACAGAAAGUCUUUCCUGCAAGAGACUGAACAAAUACCCAGGGCAAUUUAGGCAAAACUUCGUAAAUCCACUUAAGACUUGCAAAAUCUGAGUGGAAUGUGGGUGUUUUUGUUUCAGGUGGUGGUGUCGUUAGGGUGAGGUGAGAGUUGGCUGCUGCUUUAUAUGGUGGGUCAGAUGUAUUCCUGUUGUGAUUAUUGCUGAUGGUGCAGUUAUUCCAGAGAUGCUCAUGGCCCAUAAAACCCCGACAAAGAAUGUCUCUUGUGAAGUUAAGGCCACAUCUGUACCAAGAUUUGAAUACUGUUGUUCCUUUCUGAUGAAUAGUGUUAAUGCACUGCUCAGAUACGAGAGCUCCCUGUGCUACUUACAAAGCGCGUAGACAAGGCAGUGCUUCUAAACGUUAAGAGAGCAGUUUUGCAAUCAAGUAAAAACUUCAGUGACAAAUUAAACUGACAAGGUAUUAAAAAGCCCCUUUUUUCCCGCUCAAAAAUAUUGGGCAAAUAUAACUUUAUAGCUUUUUAUUUUUGUCUGAAAACCAGAAUAUGAUUUUGGUCGAGCAUUUCAAAGUAGACUUUGAAUCUUUAGUGAAUUCCAUACCCUUGCAUUUCAGUGUUUUCUAUGUAUUAUUUUAAGUUAAAGCUUUUAAAUAGUUGAGCUUUUUAAUGUUGACACUUUAUUUUGUACCUAUUUAUAUGUAUGUAUAUCUUAGAAAAGCACUUUGUUUAAAAGAAAAAAAAAAAAAAGAAACUGCGUUUUAUAUGAUUCCUGCCACUUGCUGCUAACUCUGGGCUGGUCAGAAUGCUGCAGCGAUACUUGAUAUAAAUAAAACCUGGCAGUAAAAUGUAGAGUAAAGAUAAGACCUUUUGCUGGUUUAACUUUAUCAUAAAGGUGACAUAGGCAAGCUGUGCAGCUUUACAUUUUAACCAGGGGACUCUGUGGCAUUUAAACCGUCUAGAAAUGGUUGUACUUUAAUGCCAGUAACAAUCUGCUUCCUCUAGUGUCAUUAAAAUAUAUACAUUUAGUGUAUACUUAUCACAAACAGAAAUCUUAUAAGGGUAUAAAAACCAACAAAUGUACAUGUUCUGUUUUUUGGCAAUUGUGGCAUGCAUUUUUGGAUGAUCUUUAGAGAACACUGUUUUCUAAAGAUUCUCAGUGUUCAUACAUGGUAUGUGGAUCUUAAAGAAGUCCUGUUUUUUUCUGUUUGUUUUUGAGUGUAGGCAUUGUGAAUAUUCACUUUUACUCCUAUAUCCAAAAACAAUUAUACAUUUUUGAUUUAAUACAAACAAAAGCUCUUCCUUUUUCUGAUACACUGGAUUCUGUAGAAUUUGUUUCCAUAUUGAAAGCAUGCUGUCAUAACUGCUCUUGUUGAGAUCUUGUCAGUCUGAACUUAGGUGCCACACUUUGAAUCGAUGGACUGCUUGUUCUGCUGUACCAUGUAUGAUUCUCGUCCGUUCCUCCUUCCUUCAUGACAGAUGAUGAUGUGGCUUUAUAUUGUGCCUUACUUGUACAUCUAGAACUAAAUGUUUUUCAUUCCCUCUGAACCCUUCUGAAAUGGAAUCAGAACUGAUAAAAGCAUCCUGAAGAAAGUCUGGAUAGAUCUGAUUUCAGUUUCUCUCAACAGUAGUCCUUUUGUAUUUAUAUGGAAGACUUGUUUUUGAAUGGCCUUGCAAAAUGUGGGGGUGCUCACAAAGGGUGUUUUUUAGCCCUAAACCCCUUUUGCUAACGCUUCUUUUUAUGGUUUAUUGAACACAUUUACUGAUGCUUGGUGAGUACUUUUUUUGGAUGAGAGACUUACUACUAAAGCUGUGUUUACGUGUGGAUAGGCUGGAUUUUCUUAUCAUACCAGUGGAAAUCAUUGUGAUUUAAUGAAGUUGCAUUGCUGUAAAGCUGAUGUGGGAGUCAGGCUCAGCUGUGUUCAGUUCCUAAUUCUUCAUAGAAGAAUUUUCCAUACUAAGUGCGCCAGGAAAAUGGUGUUUUUUAAAAAAAGAAAACAAAGCCACCAAUGAAACAAACAAAAAAUACCUAAAUGGAUGAAAGGUCUUUUAAUUAACUUAAAAGCAACCAGACACUUCUGAAAUAUAGCAGUGUCAGUUUUGAUUUUAUUUUAAAAAGAUCCCCUCCCCAUAACAUUUACCUGGUAUUUGCCUUCAUUAAUAAAACAGUUAGCUUCUUCACAGAAUAUAGAGACUGGAUGUGCUUUUCUUUUCCAUAAAUCAUUUAAACAUAGCUAUUUUUUUAAAGCUUUAAAAGGCUUUAUCAGGAGAAUUUCAAAGGGUUGUAUACAAGUUGCCUUCAGCAGAAAAUAGCAAAUGCAAUUAUGUUCCUCAAACGUGCUUGCUAGUCUUCCUGAAAUUCUGUUGAGGCAUAACCCGGUUAUGUACCAUGAAUGUUAGGAUCUGUAUUUGGCCUUGAGACCUGAAUUUCAAGAAUGCAUCUAAUCAUGAUUCGAUUUUCUUUUUAAGUCGGAGGCUUCAGUUGGAAUCAUCUAGUUAAGCGUGCUGCUAGAUGUGUUCUUGGCUUAUUGACACAGCCUUGCACACAGCUGAGGUUUAUUUUGUUUACCCCAGGGAUGGUGUGAAGUACAUUUCAAACAGUCACUGCUUCAGUGACUGAUUCUUCUUGUAACUGUAUCAAGGGCAUUAGUAUGUUGAGAAAACACCACUCUGUAAUAUCUCUCAGUAUAAAUUGGGAUUCUUAAAUGUCAUUAAUGAAAGAGAGCACUUUUAUAUUCUAUCUUCUUUGCAGCAUACAAAAAUAUCUCUGUCUUUCUACAAUUUACAUUUCACAAUAUGCCAUGUUUUUUCCCCCAAUGCUUCUAGCAUGAUAAGGAGGUGUGUAUGCGCACUGAAUUAUAAUCCUCAGCCUCUUAGACAUUCAUGAACUGCCACAAGAGAAAAUACUGACUACGCAUUUAUUGUCUUUCUAAUGAGCUGUGGAGCUAAAAGUGGAGCCAGAGCUAUUUUAAGCCACGCUUUUUUUUUUUUCCCCCCAUUAUAAGAAAGGCUCCAGAGUUUUUAGAUAACAUCAGUGUUCAGAGUUUCUCUUGAGUUAAUACUUUGUAGUUAAGUAUCUGUGUAAUUUUGGGUGAGAUAACUAGCUGCUGUAAGGAAAACUUCAGGAUUGGAUUUGGUAUUGGCAAGAACACACUCCACCCUAUCAAAAUAUUCUGAUUAAGAACCAAAACUUAUUAGUAGCACUUAAUUUUACUGAUAUUUCUUAUAAUGAUGGAUAGUCAUACGUUCUGAUUUGAAUUUUCUAUGUUCUCAGAAAAUUAUGUCCAAGUAAAUCUUACUGCUCAGUAUUUGUGGUUGGCUGAACUCUUAAGGCUGAUGAGACGUGCGGAUGUAGGUGGUUGACAGGCCAAAAAAAAAAAAAAGGCAUUUUAAACAAAACAUGGCAUCCUGUUCUGCCUGUGCUUGGGGUCAUGAUUGUAAUGCUGUCCUUGGUAUUCUAUAAUUAACUUCCAACUGGAGCUCAGAAAAACUUACUGAAAGUCUUGUCUCUGUUAGAAAACAAAUUUACCUUGUUAAAAGCAUGAUCUGUUAAGAGUUGCAAUGUUUAAUGUUGGUUGAUAGUUGUGCAGUUUUUAUUUUUUUGAAAAGAGGCACAAUUAAACUUUUGACUUUGUUUACUCUGUCACCCUUGAGCCCUAGCACUUCUGUUCUGAUACAAAUUCAUCAAUGUAUGCAACAUCCUUUGUAAUUUAAAAUAAAAAUUGUGGAGGAAAUACCGU
This is a messenger RNA of Cuculus canorus (common cuckoo), 10524 nucleotides long. RefSeq names its product CREB3 regulatory factor (gene CREBRF). Gene Ontology annotation, biological process: regulation of transcription by RNA polymerase II; response to unfolded protein. Gene Ontology annotation, molecular function: DNA-binding transcription factor activity, RNA polymerase II-specific; RNA polymerase II transcription regulatory region sequence-specific DNA binding. Lineage: Eukaryota; Metazoa; Chordata; Aves; Cuculiformes; Cuculidae. Gene Ontology annotation, cellular component: nucleus. The transcript has 11 exons. The record is from RefSeq and is a predicted model, not a curated record. Bases 2567 to 4675 code for a protein of 702 amino acids.